AAUAUUAUUAUUCUUUAAUUAUUAUAUUAUUAGUAUUUUUUCGGUUUCGACUGGUUUUUUUUCCCUCUUAAUUGUGAGAUCUAUAUUUUACAUUUAGUGUGAAUAAUAUAUUAUUGGAAUGGAAUGUACAGCUGUAUAGUUUCUCAUAGCAUUACUCAAUAAUAAUUGGAUAUGGUCAACUGUUUGAAUAUUGACCGAACCAUAUUGAGAUCGGCUGUUGUUCUACAAAGUGCAUUAUGAAAUUUUAAACAAUUUAAAAGUGUUUUUCAUACGUUCAUUUUUUGAGUUAUAGAGAGAACUGUGGUUGUGGAAACGACAGUUGAAAAGUAGGUUUUUUUGUCAAUUGUAAACUAGUGAGAAUCAAAAAAUACUAAAAAUAAUAUGGAUAACGAUAAUGGUACCAUGAUCGAAACAGAAGAAGACGAGGAAGUUAAAUCGUAUUUUAACGAAGCCUUAGAGAAAACACCAGAGCUGAAUCACAUUGAAAACACUCAAUGGUUCACCAAUGGCAAUCCAUGAUUAUCGAAAAACAAUUGACGGACUUAACGAAGCAGGAGAAAUAAAAAUUGAAAUAGAAAAAUCAGACGAUUAUUGCUUCAAGUCGAUUUGUGAAGAAGAUGAACUGGUGAUAGAGCGACAAAAGACAAAUGUCAAUAAUAAAUACAUUUACAGGACACGAUUGUUAAAUACUUUUUUGUAUACUUUUAUAUACAUUUUAUUUUUCAGGUUUUCUGAAUCGAAAAUCAAAAUUGAAGACGAAACAGACGAUUACUACGGCACUGUGAACAAAAUUGAUAAAGACGACGAGGAUACGAUGAAAGAGGAGUUUACUGAAACCUUUGUGAAAGAAACAAAAUCAACCAACAUUGAAAAAUCAUGUUGUAGUUGCUGCUUGACGGCGCACAACGAUCUUUCAUUCGACGGGAAUAUAAACAACAAAGAAUUGUGCAAUACAACGGUGGUUAAAGUCCAAGUCGAUAUAAUAGAUGGACAUUAUUAUACGAAUCUCCGAUUGAAAUUGAAGAAAAUGGGCUUUUGGAUUUGCAAAGAUGUAAGAGGUCUUUUAACACUAAACGGAAAGUGGCCCAACACAUCAUAAAUCGAUCACAUAGUGCACAUUCAUCGACCCAGAAAAGCACUACAAAACAGGUCAUCAAUAAAAAUAUUAUGGCCAAUACUAGCUUACACAAUAGUGAAAAGCCCUAUAAAUGCGCCGUUUGCUUAAAAUCAUUUACUGCAAAAUCAAGUCUCGCACAUCACGAACGAGUGCACACUGGUGAGAAGCCCUACAAAUGUGGGUUUGUUCUAAGUCAUUUUUUGAAAAAGUAAAACUCAUAACACACAAACGAGUGCACACUGGAGAAGAAAGGCCCUACAAAUGUGCGGUCUGCUUGAAAUCGUUUUCUCUAAACACAUGUCUCACGAGACACAUCAAACGCGUACACACCGAUUGAUUACCCCAAAAAAUAUGUAUACUUGGGUUUAUUAUUUUCUCAAUAAUCCAAGUUUAUAAAUUUUAACUUAAAAUUAUAUAGAAAUAUAUUUUUCAUUUCAUAGCACCAACUUGAAAA
Adelges cooleyi (spruce gall adelgid) is the source of this 1571-nucleotide messenger RNA. RefSeq lists its product as uncharacterized. Lineage: Eukaryota; Metazoa; Arthropoda; Insecta; Hemiptera; Adelgidae. The record is from RefSeq and is a predicted model, not a curated record. The transcript has 6 exons. The coding region runs from base 506 to 1099 and encodes 197 amino acids.